Molecule: messenger RNA, 2279 nt
Organism: Mesocricetus auratus (golden hamster)
Lineage: Eukaryota; Metazoa; Chordata; Mammalia; Rodentia; Cricetidae
Gene: Slc46a3
Product: solute carrier family 46 member 3
Exons: 6
Coding region: 244-1626 (460 amino acids)
Biological process (GO): vacuolar transmembrane transport
Cellular component (GO): lysosomal membrane
Molecular function (GO): transmembrane transporter activity
Source: RefSeq, a predicted model, not a curated record
UUAUCUCGCUUUGCCUUCAAACAGGGCUCCAGUGUCCCGUCCCAAGGACGUCCCCCGUUGCCGUCCAACUCCACCUCGCUGUCCCUUCCUCCGCUGUCCCCGGAUAGGGAGCCGAGCUGGAAAGCCAGGGGACGCUGCACCCCCCGCGGGUGACUGAGAACACAGUCCUGGAAACGGUCCUGCCUGCGCCUAGCUAGGCAGGAAUUCUGUAACCGAGGGACUCCAUCUGCCCACCUGAGCAAUAUGAAGAUUUCAUUCAUCGAGCCCGCCAUUCUCCUAAACGCUUUUGCUAUGACCCUGACCGUCCCGCUAACAGCGCAGUAUGUGUACCGGAGGAUCUGGGAAGAAAACGGUAACUACACCUUUGAUUCCGGUGGCAAUGUCUCUGAAUGUCACCAAAACAAAAGCGACCCGAUCUUUGCAUUCCGGGAGGAGGUUCAGAAAAAGGCAUCUCUCUUCAACCUGCAGGUGGAAAUGAGUGGGUUAAUUCCUGGCCUGCUGUCCACCUUCAUGCUUUUAUCAAGCAGUGACAACCAUGGACGGAAACUCCCCAUGGUCCUGUCGUCUCUUGGCUCUCUAGGAACCAACGUCUGGCUGUGUGUGCUGUCCAACUUUGGCCUUCCUCUCCAGUUUCUGAUCGCAUCCACCUUCCUUGGUGCCCUCUUUGGGAAUUACACCACGUUUUGGGGCGCUUGCUUUGCCUACAUUGUGGAUCAGUGUAAAGACUACAAGCAGAAAGUCAUUCGAAUAGCCAUCCUGGAUUUUAUGCUCGGAGUCGUUACUGGGCUAACGGGCCUGUCAUCUGGCUAUUUUAUUCGAGAACUGGGCUUUGUGUGGUCCUAUUUCAUCAUUGCCGUAGUUCUUACAGUCAACCUGACCUACAUUUCAUUUUUCCUCAAGGAUCCCAUAAAGGAGUCUUCAUCUCAGGUUGUCACUAUGUCCUGUAGUGAAAGCCUCAAGGACCUGUUUUACCGGACGUACAUGCUUUUUAAAAAUGGCUCCGGUAAGCGGCGGUCUUUGCUCUGUCUGCUGAUUUUUACCAUAGUCAUGUAUUUUUUUGUGGUAAUCGGCAUCUCUCCAAUUUUCACACUUUAUGAGCUGGCCUCUCCACUCUGCUGGAAUGAGGUUUAUAUAGGCUAUGGGACAGCUUUGGGCAGCGUCUCCUUCUUGAGUAGUUUCCUAGGCAUAUGGCUGUUUUCCUAUUGCUUGGAGGACAUUCACAUCGUCUUCAUUGGUAUUCUGACCACCAUGGUGGGAAUGAUACUGGUUGCUUUCACCAGGACCACCCUGAUGAUGCUUUUAGUCAGGAUACCAUUCUUUUUCACCAUGAUGCCAUUCUCUGUCCUGAGGUCCAUGCUGUCAAAGGUGGUCCACUCGACUGAACAAGGUGCGCUGUUCGCUUGCAUAGCUUUCUUAGAGACACUCAGUGGAGUUGCUGCAACCUCUGUUUACAACGGUAUUUAUUCUGCCACUGUUGCUUGGUACCCUGGCUUCAUUUUUCUUCUGUCUGCUGGCCUCCUCGUCCUCCCAGCCAUCGGCCUAUGGGGUGUCAAGUGCAUUGGCUGGGAAGAGGAAAGCUACACGCUCUUCGUCCCAGAAGAGCCCAGUGAGCACGCAUCAGAGUGACGCCAGGCAGCAGUAAUGCCCAUGUCAUACGCACAGCUCCUGAAGAACAUGCACCUCACAAUCAGUAUGUCAUUAGCGGUCUGUUACCAGGUCCUUUCCCUAAGCCGAGCGAGCUGUGAGGCAGCGCCUGGCUCUGUUUCUGCGGCCAUCCAACACACAGUGUUCUUCAGUACAGCAAGAACAGGCCCCAGCGCCCUCCUCUCUUCUCCAUGGACCAGAGGAGCAAAGCGGAGAGCGGAGGAGGGCUUGGGAAACCGCAAUAAGACUUGAAGCAGUAACCUCACUGACGUGCUCCCGUCUCUCAAGGAAACCAAGGAGUCCCAGCCUCAGUCUGUCUGUCUGUCUGCACAAUGGGCUUCUGACCCCUCAGGGAAUUUGAUGACAGAAUGAAGAAUUCUUAUGCUGAAUAAUCACUGGUAUGAAAAUAAUGUUCCAGGCACUUAAAAUUUUCCCUAUACUUGACUGUUCUGUAAGACUCUAUCAAGGCCCCAUUGAUGAAUGCAGAAAUCCUCAUAGAGAAGCUCUUUUUAAAAUAAGUAUUUUUCACUUUUCCUACUAUUUUACUCAGUGGCAAGCUUGAUGAUGUUUUUUGUAUGUAAUGGGGGAAUGAGUACAAGUUCAGAUUAUAAAUAAAACUGUCCUAGAUUCUAAAA